Globicephala melas (long-finned pilot whale) is the source of this 720-nucleotide messenger RNA. It is a transcript of the gene PPP1R27, whose product is annotated as protein phosphatase 1 regulatory subunit 27. NCBI's taxonomy places the organism in Eukaryota, Metazoa, Chordata, Mammalia, Artiodactyla, Delphinidae. The record is from RefSeq and is a predicted model, not a curated record. Gene Ontology annotation, molecular function: phosphatase binding.
AUGAUCCUGAGGGCACGGCUGGAGCGGCUCAGUUUCAGCCCCUGGGGUGUAAGCAUGACUGCGCAGCUUUAUAUAGCUCUGCGGGCCCUAUAUAAGCAGGAGGUGCCCUGGCCAGCGGGAGCACGGAGAGCACUGAGGUGGCUGUGCUGGAGAUCAUCAUCGGCCGGAAGAGCCUGCACGCCACUCUGGUCUGGGCACCUUCCUCCCCCAAGCAGUAGGGUCCCCACAGGGGUGGCCCACACCAUAGCUGCCAGGAUGCCCAGCAGAACAGUCCGCUAUGCCCGCUACAGCCCGAGGCAGCGGCGCCGGAGGCUACUGGCUGAACGCAGUGUGCGCUUCCCUAACGAUGUCCUGUUCUUGGACCACAUCCGCCAGGGCGACCUGGAGCAGGUGGGGCGCUUCAUCCGGGCUCGGAAAGUCGCCCUGGACACCAUCCACCCCUCAGGUCUGGCUGCCCUUCACGAAGCAGUGCUUUCUGGAAACCUGGAGUGCGUGAAGCUGCUAGUCAAAUACGGGGCGGACAUUCAUCAGCGAGAUGAGACAGGCUGGACACCACUGCACAUCGCUUGCAGCGAUGGGUACCCUGACAUAGCCAGGUACCUCAUUUCCCUGGGGGCAGACAGAGAAGCAGCCAACGACGAUGGUGAUCUGCCCUCGGACCUCAUUGACCCUGACUUCAAGGACUUGGUGGAGUUAUUCAAAGGGACUAAGAUGGACUGA